Messenger RNA from Nerophis lumbriciformis (worm pipefish), 2107 nucleotides. Lineage: Eukaryota; Metazoa; Chordata; Actinopteri; Syngnathiformes; Syngnathidae. The record is from RefSeq and is a predicted model, not a curated record.
UUUAUCUGCUGAAAGGUCUAUAGAUUGUUCUAUAGAACUGGGCAUUCUAUAGAAUGUCUAACAGAAAUUCUAUAGACAUUAUCCUUUAUCUGCUGAAAGUUCUAUAGAUUGUUCCAUGGAAUAAAAUUCUAUAAAAUGGCAGCAGCGCUAUCACCAUAGCAUUGAUUAAUCUCAUUAAGUUGAUUCACCAGACUUGAGCUUGUUUUUUGAACAAUGCAGGAUGUCUCCCUCAAUUAUGAAAAUGUUAAUUUUGUAUCAUUCAAAAUUGUGAGGUGUCAUUUCAAGGCGGACACCCAGAACUUCGGCAGACUUUAUUUUUAAAAGUAUAUUUAUUCCAAUAAAUCAAUUUAUUUUUAUUUUUAGAGUUUUUGAGUUAUCUAUAAGUAAAAAGUGUGAAUAUUUUCGUAACUUACUUUUUUAUGUGAUAAAAUUAAUUUUAUUGGACUUCCAACAUAAAUUGAUUUAGCAAAACUCAGUUCAAAGGUUUAAAUCAGACCUAAAACGUCAGGACCCGCCCACGUACCUGCAUGCAGCUGUGGAAGAACAAGCCCAGACACGUUUCUUCACGGAGCCCAAUAGGAAAACACUUUACCGAACUCAUGUAAGUAACAAUUUAUAUUGUUAAAAGUCAGUAUUUGCCAGGAUUUAAAUGUAUACAUUUUCAAAAGCAUGGUUCAAUGUUAUAUUUAGUUUACUACUUUUCCCGCCGUAACAUUACAAACCCCCCCCCCCCCCCCCCCCCCCCCAAACACGAUAGAUAGAACUGCUCUCGUUUUGUUAUAAAAUAACAAAACUGUUUUAAGGCUGCAAUCACAACCAAAUUCAUGUAUAGUUGGUAAUAAUCGCGUUGUAUCAAUGUUUCUCAUAUCCGACACUAAUAAGUGCGAAUAUGUUUCAAAUCAACUUUUUUUUUAAAUUAUUUAUUUUUCCCCUUCGCGCUUGCCGUAGUUGCAAAGCAGAUUUCGCGGGCAGUUUGAGUUGGUGAUGGCGGCCACAACGUCCAUGUUGACUUCACUCGCUCUUUCUAAGCUGCCCAAGUCACGUCGGAGUUCAUUGACGGUAACUUUGUUGGCUUAAACAUCACAUUUAGGUUUAGGGUCUUCUAGGCGCGAUGCGAGACGUCACAAGCGGGCUAACGUUGAGCCAAACAGCAGCUUCGAGGCACGGGCGGAAAUGAGAAGGAGUUUGGCCCCCAGUCAGGUCGCCAAACGGAAGCAAGGGGAGGAUGAUCAUCGAGACGAAAUAUAGUAUAUUAACCACGAGCGGUUCUCGAGAGAAGAUGAAUGGAGAAAAUUGGGACAGUGAUGAAGAAGUCCAAGUUCCAUGGCCACUCAACAAAGCAGGAGGAAGGAAGCAGUCACAAACCAAAUACGUGGCAAGAAUUCUGAGAUUUGGUGAAGACACACGUGAACUGACGCCAUAUUUGAAAGCCGCUCAGGAUGGCAAGGAUGUACCCCUUACUGGUGAUUUGGAAUAUGGCAGAGGCAAGAGAAACAAACAGCCAAAGUCUUGGUCAUCAGACAGUGAGAGCAAGGAUGAAAGUGUUGAGGAGACUCUAUCUGACAGACAGCAGAAGAAAAAGAGGAAAGUAAGCCGUACAGCUGUGGGAUAUGAUGCUCGGGCACAAUUGAAGGCCCAACUUGCUGCUCUGGGAAGAACUUCACCGAAAGAUACAUGUACAGAAAUGGAAUCCCUGAAGAAGGAAGUCCUCCAGUUGAGAGAGGAAAACAAAUCCCUUCGAGAUGCAUUGAGGGUUGUUGAAGGACUUCCUGGCCUGCUAAUGAAGAUGGACGACUUAUCACAUCAGGCAACAAUACUAUCAGCUCGACGUCCUGCUGUCGCUCUGCCAGAGAGGAGCUGGCCAACAGCAGCUUGACAGGAAAAAAAUCCAAUGCUUUUAAGGAUAAGCAUGAGAAACCAAAACUGGAUGACAAGAAAGUGUCUGCUAUUAUUGAUUUUGUGAAGAAGCUCCAUCCCUCAAGUGAAGCAAAUGUGAUAAAGAAAAUCAUUGGAGUGAAACUGAACAUUGCGCAGAAAAUGGGAAAAAAAGAAGGCCUCAGAAACAAAUUCUGCUGGACGUCUAGCCGUCUCUAACAGUCGGGGAAGC